Molecule: messenger RNA, 1887 nt
Organism: Lolium rigidum
Lineage: Eukaryota; Viridiplantae; Streptophyta; Magnoliopsida; Poales; Poaceae
Product: hexose carrier protein HEX6-like
Exons: 3
Coding region: 154-1719 (521 amino acids)
Biological process (GO): monosaccharide transmembrane transport
Cellular component (GO): membrane
Molecular function (GO): monosaccharide transmembrane transporter activity
Source: RefSeq, a predicted model, not a curated record
AGUAGUCAAAGGUGUCAACCUCGCCGGCGUCGUGCGGCAGUUUCCGCCGGAAUGCGCGCUCGUCGGCAUCCAUCCCCCAAAUAAAUAGCCGCCUCUCUUUCUCUGUCCUAUCCACUAGACCACCUUGCACCAGGAUAGGAAGGGAAGGGAGCGAUGGCGAUAGGAGCGUUCGUGGAGGAGCUGCCUGGCGGCGCCGGGGGCGGGGGUUACAGCGGCCGGGUGACGCCGUUCGUGGUGCUCACCUGCGUCGUCGCCGGCAGCGGCGGCAUCCUCUUCGGCUACGACCUCGGCAUCUCCGGUGGUGUCACCUCAAUGGACUCAUUUCUCAAGAGGUUCUUCCCGGAGGUAUACCGCCACAAGGAGGACAGCAAGGUCAGCCAGUACUGCCAGUUCAACAGUGAGCUCCUCACCGUGUUCACCUCCUCACUCUACAUUGCCGGCCUUGUCGCCACACUGAUCGCAUCAUCUGUGACGAGGAGGUUUGGCCGCAGGGCAUCCAUGCUCAUUGGCGGCACCGUCUUCAUUGCCGGCUCAGUGUUCGGAGGUGCAGCCGUCAACGUGCCCAUGCUGCUCCUCAACCGGAUCCUGCUUGGGAUAGGCCUGGGGUUCACUAACCAGUCAAUCCCAUUGUACCUGUCAGAAAUGGCACCACCGCAGUACCGCGGUGCGAUCAACAAUGGAUUCGAGCUCAGCAUCAGCAUCGGCAUUCUCAUUGCAAACAUCCUUAACUACUGUGUGGUGAAAAUCACAGCAGGGUGGGGCUGGAGGAUAUCCCUAUCCAUGGCCGCAGUCCCUGCUCUCUUCCUGACCAUCGGCGCAAUCUUCCUCCCUGAGACGCCAAGCUUCAUAAUUCAGCGUGACGGCAACACCGAUAAGGCGAGAGCCCUGCUCGAAAAGCUGCGUGGAACCACCUCAGUGCAGAAUGAGCUGGAUGACCUGGUCUCUGCUAGCAACCUCUCAAGAGCAAUGAGAUACCCAUUCAGAAACAUAUUCAAGAGGAAGUACAGGCCGCAGCUUGCCAUGGUGCUUUUGAUCCCUUUCUUCAACCAGCUCACCGGGAUCAAUGUGAUAAACUUCUAUGCCCCCGUGAUGUUCCGGACAAUCGGCCUCAAAGAGAGUGCGUCCCUCCUGUCCUCAGUUGCCACACGUCUCUGCGCGACGUUUGCUAACAUCGUAGCGAUGAUGGUGGUCGACAGGUUCGGGCGCAGGAAGCUCUUCCUCGUAGGCGGCAUCCAGAUGAUCCUGUCACAGGUUGCUGUUGGCGCCAUCCUAGCUGCAAAGUUCAAGGACUAUGGGUUGAUGGAUAAGGAGUAUGCUUACCUUGUGUUGACCACCAUGUGUGUGUUUGUUGCUGGAUUUGCAUGGUCAUGGGGACCUCUCACAUUCCUCGUUCCUACUGAGAUCUGCCCCUUGGAGAUCAGAUCAGCAGGGCAGAGCAUUGUGGUUGCUGUGGUCUUCUUGAUGACAUUUGUGAUCGGCCAGACAUUCCUCGCGGUUCUCUGCCACAUCAAGUCAGGGACCUUCUUCGUCUUCGCUGCAUGGAUAUGUGUGAUGACGCUGCUGAUUUACAUGUUCCUGCCAGAGACAAAGAAGCUUCCCAUGGAGCAGAUGGAGCAGGUCUGGAGGAGCCAUUGGUUCUGGAAGAAGAUUGUUGGGGAGGUAGAGGAUAAGGAAAAUGAAAAGGAGCAGCAAGCAGGGAAAAUCGCCUUGCCGAGCUAGGAGCUUCUAGCGCUUUCUGAAUUUGAAUGCACUUCAUGAAUCUGCAAGGAAAAACGUAGAAUGAGAUUUUAGUUAGCAGCUAAGAUUUUAAAUGUAAUUGCAUCUAACUGUGUUACCUGACAGCCCUCUGCAGUUGUUGUUGCCAGUUCCUACGUAUGGCCAUUUCAA